This is a messenger RNA of Verticillium dahliae VdLs.17, 1357 nucleotides long. RefSeq lists its product as uncharacterized. The coding region runs from base 207 to 599 and encodes 130 amino acids. NCBI's taxonomy places the organism in Eukaryota, Fungi, Ascomycota, Sordariomycetes, Glomerellales, Plectosphaerellaceae. The transcript is spliced from 3 exons. The record is from RefSeq and is a predicted model, not a curated record.
GACAGAUUUGAUUCUUCUUCAAAUAGCAGGCGAAUGAUGAUGGCAACGCUCUGAUAUAUUGCCCCCGUUUCUUCUUCGCCACAAACUCCUAGUCAUCUUCUACUAGGCCCAAUGUCAGACAUCAAACAGUGAAGAGACGUUUGAAGAGUCCUACCGCGCCCUCGCAGACCUUCUGGCGCUGCCUCGCCGGCACGACCUCAAGGUCAAUGUGCUGGCGCUGGAAGGAUGUCAGCUCAUGCUUCAUGAUCGUCGAUAGCGCCGAUGAUGUUGGUGUGUUUUUUGCGAAAGAGGGCAGUGAAGACGGCGCGCAUGAACCACUGGCUUCACACCUGCCCAAGACGGCUGGCGGCGAAAUCUUAUUCACGUUACGCAGUCUAGACGCUAUAGAGAAGCUCGCCGGUAGCGGUAGGACAAUACUGCGCAUACCAGUCAUGAGGAGAAGCAGGCGCUACAAGUUCUGCAAAAGGAGCUUGACAAAGAAGUGGACGAAGCGCCUGCGAUUGACCUCGUUUGCCCUCAACCAUAUCCCACUAGCGUCAAUCAAGCAUCAGCCUACAUCAACAGGCGCAGUCCGCGAGGUACUCCUGCGUCGUACUUGAUUGAGUUCCUCAAGAACUAAAGGCGCAGAGACGGCCUACUCCGCAGUGAUGAAAGGGACCUCGGACGCCGCGAUGGCGUAUCUAAUUCUGUGGUCGUAACGUCGCAGGUGACGUUCGAGCAGAUCAGGCGCGAGCGCCCCCAGGCAGCCAAAUUACUGUCUUUGAUGAGCUUCUUUCAAGCUCAGAACAUACCGGAGAGUGUGCUGCACGCCUACGAUGACGCUGAGAGCGGAGAGGAAGUAGGUAACCGGCGAAGCGGUGAAGACGCAGACGCCGAUACCGACGAUGUUGACACACUAGAGACUUCGAGAACGACAUUGGUGUACUACGGGGCUAUUCGCUCAUUACUCCAACAGCGACAGGGCUCUACGAGAUGCACUCUCUAGUCCAAUUCUGCACCCGUUCGUGGUAGAUUUGAAGACGUCAGUGGUCGAGAACCAGUUUUUAGGCUGUCCGCCUUACUGAACGAAUUCAACAGCGUUGCGCAAAGCUCCCGCUCCGCAAAUUAACAUCACUACAUAACUCUGUGACAAGAGACGGUGGACUGCUGGAUCAAGGUCUUCAAGGCCCUGAGCUGUCAUUUCGGCCUGUGUACGGCCAACAUGUGAAACCGUUGACCAACUGAAUCCCGGAAUGACCGAGGCGCGAUGCACUCAUUCUAGCGACAGAGAGCAAUUCGCCACUGAGGUUUGUUCUCUGAUUCAGGUGGACAUGAUCAGAUUAAGAACCGGCCAUUUUACGCUCUUGUUCGUGUGCUC